Molecule: messenger RNA, 5230 nt
Organism: Oncorhynchus gorbuscha (pink salmon)
Lineage: Eukaryota; Metazoa; Chordata; Actinopteri; Salmoniformes; Salmonidae
Product: centrosome and spindle pole-associated protein 1-like
Exons: 29
Coding region: 657-4325 (1222 amino acids)
Biological process (GO): positive regulation of cytokinesis
Cellular component (GO): centrosome; microtubule; spindle pole
Source: RefSeq, a predicted model, not a curated record
UCAUGGGAACAGAAGGGAGGAUGUUGUGUAGGAUGUGAUUAGGGCAUACGGGAUUUAAUUAAUAUUGGAAAUUAAUAGGUUAACAUGGUACUGGAAUGUGUAAUGGAUGAGUGGUAGAGGAAACGGUUGAACAUGCAUUAUUAUUUUUUGAUGAUUUGAUAGGGUCUGAGAUGUUGGACGGAAAGCCACAUCGAAUUUAGUCCUACAUUGAACACCACACAUUGGUUGAUACUGUAUGCUGAAUGAUAGAACUGCUAUUUCCAUUUUUAAAUGUUAUGUGAUGCAUUUUCUUCAUUGUUUUUUAUGCUAGGCCCCUCUGGUAGGCCUACAUUAUGAUCAGUUAGCCACAGUAGCCUGAUUGGCCACUGUUAGAACAGUAAAUUAAAACGGGUACAGUAAACGCUCGCCGGAAAUUGCAUAGCAAUUUCACAAGGUUCAAGACCUGACAUUUGCUCAUGUUAGAGGGAACAUUUGAUUAUGACUCGUACUGUGGGGCUCUAUUGUUAGGGCGGAGAAACGUGUAUCUUGUCAGUAUAUCCAUAAUCUUUGCUGUUGCCAUUUGGCAGCUGUUGCCUUGUAGCUUUAGCUACCUGAGUAGCAAAUGUUAGCAAGUUAGCUAGCUAACUUCUUUGCUCAAAUGUGAGCCUGUAUUAUAAAUGGAGAUGGAUGAUGAACUUGAGAAAUUCAUCCAGCAACAGAAGGACAGAGUGGCCGAGGAUAAAGCCAGCUUGGAACAGGAUCCACCUUACCUUGAAAUAAGGACAAAAGACUACAAGGCCCGUGACCCCACAUUCACAAAUAUCCGAACAUUUAAGUCAGCCACAGAACAAGGGAAGGAGGAGAAUUGUUGUCUAAGUUUACCUUUGGGUGAAGACUAUGAGAGGAAGAAACAGAAGUUACAGCAAGAGCUCCGUCUGGACUACAGACGCUACGUGGCUCAGAAAAAACAUCUCAAUGCUGCAGAACCAGACCCAUCCCUUCCCAUUGGUGAGAGGAGAGCUGCUAAGGAGCAGCUUGCUUCUCUCAGAGCUCCUCCAGAAAUACCUGUUGUCCACUGCAGCCCCCGACCCCCGGUGCACCCCAAGCAGGCCCCCUCCAUGAGAGACGCAGCCACGCUGACAGAAGGAAGGAGGGGACUGCACAGGGGAGGACGCUGCCUAGUGGAGGGCAGGAGGAUGGAGGGCCUGUGGACUGAGGAUGAGCUGCUGCUUCCCAGAGAGAGGGCCAGGUUGGUGAGAGUAGACUUUGACUCUGAGGCAGACCUCACAGAGGAAGAGCUGGAUCUGAUGAUGAGAAGGAGACCAAGGCAGAUGAGGCUAGAGAGAGAAGAGAGGACGUGGCAAAGAAGACACUACAAAACAGACUUAAGGGACAUAUCAAGGUUCAGGGACAGAGGUGCUGAACUGCCUGACUACACAGAGAGUAGUCAAUAUGCAGACAGGAAGGAGACUAACGGGUCUGUUGUUCCUGAUGAGGAUUAUUUGGAGGCAAGCCGGGGGACAUCCUCUCCAACCCCCAAACCCAAGCUGCAGGUACCAGCAGGGAUGAGACCCAGUGGAAGAUUCAGAUCCUCUACCAAGAAGGACGAGGUUGAAUUCGUUACCGGGCUUAUGAUUGGGGCUGCAGAUGCAGCUGCUGCCUUGCAGGGAAGGAAGGAGAGGUACAGGCAUGAGCUGCAGGAGCAGAUAGCUGAACAGCAAAGAAAUAAGAAGAGGGAGAAGGAUUUAGAGCUCAGAGUUGCUGUGACAGGGACAACUGACCCGGAGGAAAAGGCAGAUCGGAUCAAACAGUUUGGAGCAGUGAAUAGUGAUGACCAUGCCAGAAAGAGAAAAGACAGCUUGUACCCACCAGGCCAAGCUGUGGACCUACCAGGGGAUGAGUUGAAUGAGAGACCCAGUGAGGAAAACAGAGAGAGGCUUCCCCCUGAGCAGCCCUGCGUGGCCUUCCAGUCCCCCCUGCUGGACUACAGCCACACCCUGGGCCUCAACAGUGGAGGCACCUCCCCUUAUAGCCAGGCCAUUCACAGGAGCAUGGACACUCCCAGUUUCAGGAUGGCAGGUUUCCUUCCUCAUCCACCAUCUACAUUGGCAGAUGCAUAUAGAAGUCCCUAUGAUGAGGCCCAUCUCUACUAUGGUGCAAGGAACCCACUGGACCCUAACCUGGCCUACUAUGGUCAGAUCCCGCUGACAGGAGGGGUGCAGCCCAUGUCCUACCUCGGCCUUCCUCCUGCAGGGCCUCACCCCAGCCAGAUGGGUCAACACAGCCCUCACAGCCAUUACAAUGGGAGCAGCCAUCCAGAGCCCCCUCCACACAGACCUGCCAGUGAUGCUGCUACCAUGGGUUCAGGGAUUGGAGUAUUCCCUGCAGAGCAGGUCAAGCCAUCUAAAGAGAGUGUGUUACGUUACAAGGAGGCACUAAGACAACAGGGAGACCCCAGGAAAGGGAGGAGUCAGAUUUUUUGCCAGAUCCAGGAGAGACGAGAGCGGCGGAGGCUGGACAGGGAGGAGACAGAUCGCUACGAGGCCAAGCUGGAGGCAGACAUGAAGAACCACGACCCCUGGGGAAGAGGAGGAGGAGGAGCCCCUCUCAGAGACAGCGGGGGCAACCUCAUCACCGAUCUGCACCAGAUGCACAAGCAUAAUGAAGAGGCCUACAUCAACCCUGAGACAUGGCAGAAGAGUGCAAGAGCCACUGUGGCAGUGCCCCGAGAGGACACUAGACCUCCCUCCACCCACAGAGUCUCAGGUUUUGCUCAGGCCCCUUCGUUUGCCAGAGGCAGUAUUUUUGGGAACCUGCCCACACCACAGCAGCUCCAUGAACAGGAAAAGUACAAGGCUUACCUCAAACAACAGAUUGAGGAGAAGCGGAGGAAGGAAGCGGAGGAGCGAGAGUGCCAGAGGCUGCAGGAGGAGAAGGAGGAGAAGAGGCUGGCUGAGCAGAGGGAGCGCAUCCAGAGAGAGUAUGAAGAAGAACAGGACAGGAAGAAACGCAAGGAGAUGGAGCAAAAAGCCAAGAAUGAUGAGCUGAUCCGUCUGGCUGAGGAGCGAAAGAAAGAGGUGGAGAGGACGAAGAAAGAGGCAGAGGAGAAGGAGAACUCUGCCCUGAGGAAGCAGGAUGAGAAGGAGAGAUGGGCACGCCUACAGGAGGUACCAAGGGAGCCCUCUCCCCCCAUUCCCACCCUCCAAAAGAGGCAUCAGGCUCCCCAGUACAGCCCCAGACCUCCGUCCAUGGACAGCCAUCGCGUUACUACUGUCCCCCUGUCUGAGCGCUCUCUGUCAGGCCUCCAGUCCCCCCCAGUCCCGGCUCGCAGGAACCAGCUGAGAGCCGCCGAGGACCAGCGGGGUGUGAUCAGCGAGCUGUCCGAGCUGCGUAGACAGCUGCGUAGCGAGCAGAAACGACUGGAGGGCCAGCUACUGCAGUCAGAGUGGGAGGAGCUGGACUCUCCAAUGAGUGACAGGCACAGGGAGCAGCCCCAGGUGGAUGUGUUUGACAUGGCCAGACUGCGGCUGCAGGCCCCAGUCAGGAGACCCUCCUCCAGGAACACAGAGCCCAAAAACCUGCACAGGAUCCACGACUCACUGCAGUUCAGAUACAGAGAUGUUGACUCCAGAGAGGUGGAAGGCCAUGGUUACUGUGAGCACCCUAGCGACAGGGAUGGACAGAGUGUGGACAUCCAGAGACAGGCAGACUACAGGGAGGAGCUACGCAGGAUCAACGACAGCCUGAGGAGGAAACCUGCCGCCGAUUAUUUUCACUUGUCACCACCCCAGCAACAAAACCAUUAUUUGAGGAAUGCAGUGGGGGAUCCUAUGAGAGGUUCCCUGUUGGAGUCUGACAGUGCCUUCAUUGAUCCCAUGGCUGAAGCCUUCCCAGUGUCCCCCCCACCUGUACAGAAGCCCCAGCUCUCAGCCAGGGAGAGGAGGAGGCUGGCCAAGAGGGCAGACCUGCACAAUGAGCGGGGGAGCUCCAGAGAGCCUGUUGGCCAUCCAGAGAACUACUCCCGCCAGUCAGAGGCCAGUCUCAACACACAGCAGCAUGGUAGAGAGCCUAACCACCAUAGGACCAAGAGGCUGCUGGCUAUGAGCCGCCAUGGCCUCAGAAGAGCAGACCUGUCUGGUGAUGAAGAUAUGUCUCCGCAGGUUUCCCCUCGCACCCCGCACACUCAGGGCUCCGUGGAUACGGUUGCCACGGAGCCGUGGAUGAGGCCAGGCACCUCAGAGACGCUGAAGCGCUUAAUGACUGGUCAGACCCCCUGCAGGGAGAGGCUGGCCAGCAGAGAGUCUACCGUGCAGGACUGGGAAGGCCCCUCUACCUACCAUGGCUAAUAUAACCAUCUCCGCUCUAACACGGUCACUCAAAGCACUUUGGUCCCGUACACACUCAGGUUGUACAACUGAUGCACAACGCUUAACAUGUGUUAUACCUGAUUUUCUGAGGAAAAAUAGCCACACAAUGGUGGUGUAAACAUUUCUGUGAAGAAACUUGUGUAAAAUAUUGAUUUUGCAUUGUACAACCUGAGUGUGUAGGGGACCUACGUUUGUACACUGCCCUCACUUGGCUUGAUGCAUCCACAUCAGUGGUCAUGCUGACAGGAUCUCCUCAGCAGAGAAGGAUCAUCUGCUUUAGCUUCUAGAUCGAUGUGUCUACUAACUUAACCCUUUACUUUUGCAGUGCUUGACUUGUGUAUCAUGGUCUACCUCAAAAUACCUCUUACAAUGCAGAAUUAUGAGCUUCUUAUGAAAAAUGCAUAGAUUGUACUUUCAUGGACCUGUAAUGAAAAAUAUGCAGAUUGUCUCAGAAUGGUUAGUAAGUACAAGAGAGAAACUCCAUUCCAGGCAUUUUCUCCAGUCAAGCACUAUUAAAGUUGAUUAGUUAAAUCAGGUGUGUAAGAGGUGGGCUGGAACAAAAGCCUGCAGCCUCAGCUGCCAUCCUCUAAAAGAACAAUGUGCUAGGGUUGCCUUAGGACUUAAUUCUGUAUCGCUGACAUGCAUCGGUUACUGUAAAUGCAGUUUCCGAACAUUGCGUUUAAAUUUCAGUCACGCUGAACUUCUGCAAUACGGAUUGAAUAGAGCUCUUAGUCUUUGAAACAGUUCAGGAUAGCUUUCUAUAAUAAUAGCACUACAUUUGUAAUGUAAAUUGUUCAAAUGGCAUUUUUUAUAUGUACCGUGUGUAAAAUGUUUGGCCAAGAUGUGACCUCAUUUUCAACUUAAUAAAAUAAACUAUAUUUUAA